AUGAAGAUCACGGAAUUAGAGAGAUCUCCACCAUCACCACGGUCCCCAUCUGCCCCAUGGUCCCCAUUGCCACCACGGUCCCCAUUGCCACUGCGGUCCCUGACCCUGGCCUCCUCCCCAGAAGCUAGACUGUCCACUAGCCUGUACGUUUCCCUGGCCCAGUCCACUUCCCUUACCCUGGCCACUAACCUGUCCCAGUCCACUUCCCUUACCCUGUCCCGGUUCGUGGCCACUAGCCUGUCCCUGUCCAUGGCCGCUAGCCUGUCCCUGGCCGCUAGCCUGUCCACUUCCCUUACCCUGUCCCGGUUCGUGGCCACUAGCCUGUCCACUUCCCUUACCCUGUCCCGGUUCGUGGCCACUAGCCUGUCCACUUCCCUUACCCUGUCCUGGUUCGUGGCCACUAGCCUGUCCACUUCCCUUACCCUGUCCGUGGCCACUAGCCUGUCCACUUCCCUUACCCUGUCCGUGGCCACUAGCCUGUCCACUUCCCUUACCCUGUCCGUGGCCACUAGCCUGUCCGCUUCCCUUACCCUGUCCGUGGCCACUAGCCUGUCCGCUUCCCUGUCCUGGUCCACUGCCCCGUCCGCUAGCCUGGCCUUGUCUGCUACUCUGUCCCUGUCGGCUUCCCUGGCCUGGUUUGCUGCCCUGUACUGGACCACGUGGUUCACUGCAUGCAAAGCCACUGGUGGUUGGGCAACACUUCUGUGUGGUCGGACACUGUCCAUCAUUGAAACAGCUUUCAGCCCACAGUGGAAUCAUCUCCGGUAUGGGACACUGACCCGGCUUCACUGCGUGGACACAGAUAGUCAGCUUUAG
This is a messenger RNA of Carassius auratus (goldfish), 816 nucleotides long. Its product is annotated as serine-rich adhesin for platelets-like. The coding region runs from base 1 to 816 and encodes 271 amino acids. The transcript is spliced from 3 exons. The record is from RefSeq and is a predicted model, not a curated record. Lineage: Eukaryota; Metazoa; Chordata; Actinopteri; Cypriniformes; Cyprinidae.